UACAAAUAUUUAGUCUGAGAUCCAUUGUGUUGCUUCCUUGUUUGCAGAAUGAAGAGUUCAUUGCUUGGACAGAGCCUCGAAUGAGAUCAGUUUCCAGAAGAAGCAAAGAGAGAAGUUGAGUUGCCUGUGAGGGAGAAGCAAUUCAAAGCCCUCCUAAAUUUCUGCCUUCUAUCUUCUGGGUUAUUGAUUGAAUCCUGAAGAUUUUCCUUCUACCUCUUCUAUCCAGAGAGAACCACUUGCUUUCUCUGCUCUGGCCUAGGCCCACCCGGAAACGAAAAAGAGGUGUGAAACAGCUUGAAAAUACAACAUUGAUCCUGGAAUCUUGUUUUCUUUUCAGACUUGGAGGUUUGAAGUUGUUUGUGGGCCAAACUAUCUCAUAAGGAAGGAAGGCUAGAUAGUGUACCAAGAUUUUUAUCCAGGGCUCUUAAAUCCGGUGGAGAUCCAUUGGCCCCUUUCAUAUCCUCAGUCUUGGAGAUCCAAGGCAGCUGUUGGCAUCCUUUGCAUCUGGAUUAGAAAAUAAAGGGGGGGAAUGGAGGGACAACACCCGUUAUAUGCAGAAGCUGGACAAAGCUCUGUUUAUACUCAGUUUGGGAGCUGUGAGGCAGUCAGGAUAAAAACUGAAGAGAUAGACCAAGAGGAAGAGUCUAUCAUAGCGGUCAGGAUAAAAACUGAAGAGAUAGACCCAGAGGAAGAGUCUAUCAUAGCGGUCAGGAUAAAAACCGAAGAGAUGGACGUAGAGGAAGAGCCUAUCAGCUCAGAGGUCCAGCGUGAAAACUUCAGGAAAGCGUACUACCAGGGCCCCAGAGAUACCUGCAGCCGUCUCCAUCACCUUUGCAAUCAGUGGUUGAAACCAGAAAGACAUACAAAGGCCCAGAUGCUGGACCUGGUGGUUCUGGAGCAGUUCCUGGCUGUCCUGCCCCCAGAGAUGGAGAGCUGGGUGCGGGAGUGUGGACCAGAGACCAGCUCUCAGGCGGUGGCCCUGGCGGAAGGCUUCCUCCUGAGCCAGGCGGAGGAGCAGAAGGAGCAGCUCCAGCGGCAGGUCCAAAGGCAUCUCUCCACCAUUCCUCAAUGUCUGGAUGGAAAGAGCAACCCCUUAAAUCUUUCCCAGGAACAGCUUAUUUGGAAGAUAUCCCAGGAAAGUCGACGUUUGGGCAUCCCUCCAGAGAAUAUCAUGAAGUCACUGGUAUUUAUGGGUCUCUCCCCCUUUUCUGGUGAACCCAAAAAAGCACCCAAGCGUCCAGUUCAGGAUUUUGUGACCUUUGAAGACGUCGCUGUGUAUUUCUCCGCGGAGGAAUGGUCUCAGCUGGAUCCGGAUCAAAAAGCCCUUCAUAAAGAAGUCAUGCUAGAAAACUACAGAAAUGUGGCUUCUCUGGAAAAGCUAUUAUAUAGGUGCAGGGAAUGCGGAGAAAGCUUCAGCAGCAACAGUUCCCUCAUUUCCCACCAAAUAACCCACACAGGAGUGAAACCCUAUAAAUGCAUGGAGUGUGGGAAGAGCUUCAGAAAACGCAGUUACCUUACUUGUCACCGAAGGAUCCACACGGGGGAGAAACCCUUCAAAUGCACAGAGUGCGGGAAGAGCUUCAGCAAGAACAGUUCGCUUACUUACCAUAGAAGGAUCCACACGGGGGAGAAGCCCUUUAAAUGUGUCGAGUGUGGAAAGACCUUCAGUAAGAACAGUUCCCUGACUUCCCAUACCAGGAGCCAUUCAGGGGAGAAGCCGUAUCGGUGCCUGGAGUGUGGAAAGAGCUUCCGGUGGCACAGUCAGCUGACUUCCCAUAAAAGGAUCCACACGGGGGAGAAUCCCUACGAAUGCACGGAGUGCGGGAAAAGCUUCAGCACUAGCAGCAGCCUCACUUCCCAUAUAAGGCGCCAUUCCGGCGAGAAACCCUACGAAUGCCCAGAGUGUGGGAAGAGCUUCCGGGGUAGCAGUGCCUUCGCUUCUCACAAAAGGAUCCACACGGGGGAGAAGCCGUACAAAUGCACGGAGUGUGGGAAAAUCUUCCGAAAGAGCAGUUCCCUUGCUUCCCAUAGAAGCAUCCACACAGGGGAGAAACCCUACAAAUGCUUGGAAUGCGGUAAGAACUUCCGGGAAAAUGGAUCCCUGACUUCUCACAAAAGGAUUCACCAAGGGGAGAAACCCUAUAAAUGCACGGAGUGUGGAAAGAGCUUUAGCCAAAGCGGGAAUCUGAUUUCCCAUAAGAGGAGCCACUCGGGUGAAAAACCAUACAAGUGUGUGGAGUGUGGGAAGAGAUUUAUGUGGAACAGUCAGCUGACAUCACACAGAAGUCUCCACACAGGGGAGAAACCAUAUACAUGCGCCGACUGCGGGAAGAGCUUCAGCGACAUCAGUCACCUGACUUCUCACAAAAGGAUCCACACAGGGGAGAAACCAUAUAAAUGUGCAGUAUGUGGAAAGAGCUUCAGCCAAAACAGUUCCCUGAUUCUCCAUGAGAGGAUUCACACUGGGGAGAAACCCUAUAAAUGCACAGAGUGUGGAAAGAGCUUCCGUGAAAAGAGAUCUCUUCAUUCCCACAAACUGAUCCACACCGGGGAGAAACCGUAUAAAUGUAUGGAGUGUGGAAAGCACUUCCGUGAAAAGAGAUCUCUUCGUUCUCAUAAACUGAUCCACACAGGGGAGAAACCAUAUAAUUCCUUGGACCAGAAACCAUGGAAAUGUGCCGAGUGUGGAAAGAAUUUCAGGUGGACGAGUGAACUCGCUUCCCAUAUGAGAAUCCAUACGGGGGAGAAACCAUUUCCAUGUGCGACAUGCGGAAAGAGGUUUAGAUUGAACAGUGAACUUACUCUACACAAAAGAGUCCAUACCGGGGAGAAACCGUACAACUGUCUGCAGUGUGGAAAGAACUUCAGCAUGAGCCGCAACCUGACUUUUCACACAAGGAGGCACAUGGGAGAGAAGCCCUACCAAUGUAUGGAAUGUGGGAAGAGCUACAGUUCAAGUGGAUCCCUGUUGUCGCACAACAGGAUCCACACGGGAGAAAAAACGUACAAGUCCUAUGUAUGUGCGGAGUAUGGAAAGAACUUCUGUAAAAAUUACACGCUUACUAUUCACAAGAGGCUUCACACGGGAGAGAGACCUUAUCAUUGCACAGAAUGUGGGAAGAGCUUCAAUCAGAAGUACAACCUUACGACUCAUAAGAGGAUUCAUUCGGGAGAAAAACCCUAUAAAUGCAGCGAAUGUGGAAACAGCUUCAGCACUUCCGGUAGCCUCACUGCCCACAUGAGGAUCCACACAGGUCAGAAACCCUACAAAUGCAAAGAGUGUGACAAGAGCUUCGGCCGAUGCAGCAGCCUCACUCUCCAUAAAAACAGCCAUGCCAGGCCCUACAAAUGUCCAGAGUGUGGAAAAGCCUUCAAUAGGAACAUGAGCCUGGUCUAUCAUAUGAGAUGCCACACUGGCGAGAAGCCCUAUAAAUACACAAUGUGUGAGAAGAGCUUCAGUCCAUGCAGUAACCUCGCUUCUCAUAAAAUAAUCCAUACAAAAGAGAAGCCCUAUAAAUGUAUGGACUGCGGAAAGAACUUUAGGUGGAGAGGUAAUCUUAACUACCAUAAAAAGAUCCAUUUGGGGGAAAAGCCCUUCAAGUGCGCAGAAUGUGGAAGAAGUUUCAAUAUGAACAGUUCCUUGACUUAUCAUAAAAGGAUCCAUAUGGGAGAGAAACUCUAUAAAUGCAUUGACUGUGGUAAAACCUUCACUAUGAACAGUGCCUUUACUUUUCAUAAAAGAAUCCAUAUGGGAGAGAAACCUUACAAAUGCCUGGAAUGUGGAAAAAACUUCAGCACCAGAAGUUAUCUGACCUCCCAUAAAAGAAUCCACACAGGGGAAAAACCCUAUAAAUGUGUAGACUGUGGAAAAAGUUUCAGUAUGAAAAGUUCCUUUACUUACCAUAAAAGGAUCCAUAGGGGAGAGAAACCAUACAAAUGCCUGGAAUGUGGAAAAAGCUUCAGUAUGAAUAGUUCUCUUACCUACCACAAAAGGAUCCACACGGGAGAAAAACCCUAUAAAUGUCCGGUGUGUGGAAAGAGCUUCAGUAGCAGCAGUUAUCUAACUUCCCAUAAAAGGAUCCAUACAGGGGAAAAGCCCUAUAAAUGCAUAGAAUGUGGGAAAAGCUUCAGUUUGAACAGUUCCCUUGCUUCUCAUAAAAGAAUCCAUACAGGAGAGAAACCAUAUAAAUGCACGGACUGUGGAAGGAGCUUUAGCAGCAGCAGUUCCCUUACUUGCCAUAAAAGGAUCCAUUCAGGGUUGAAACCUUAUAUAUGCAAUGAAUGUGGGAAGAGUUUUAUUUCAAGCAGCUCCCUUACUAAACACAUUAGUAUCCACUCAGGGGAGAAAUUAUACCCCUGUACAGAAUGUGGGAAAAGCUUCAGAUUGAAUAGUCACCUAACUUCCCACAAGAGAAUGCAUUCUGGAGAAAAACCUUAUCAAUGCACAGAUUGUGGUAAAAGCUUCAGUAUGAAUAGUUCCCUUACUUCUCAUAAGAGGAUCCAUUCAGGGUUGAAACCUUAUAUAUGCAAGGAAUGUGGGAAAAGUUUUAUUUCUAGCAGCUCCCUUACAAAUCAUGUUAGUAUCCACAUAGAUGAGAAACUAUAUCAGUGUACAGAGUGUAUGAAAAGCUUCAGAUGGAAAAGUCACCUAAUUUCCCAUAAAAGGAUGCAUACAGGAGAGAAACCCUAUAAAUGCACGGACUGUGGAAAAAGCUUCAGUAAGAACAGUUCCCUUACUUCUCAUAAAAGGAUCCAUACGGGAGAGAAACCCUAUGAAUGCACAGAGUGUGGGAAGAGAUUCAGCAAAAGCUGUUACCUUACUUCCCAUAAACGAAUCCACACCAGAGAUAAAAUCUAUAAGUGCCUAGAGUGUGGAAAGAGCUUCAGGGACUACAUUUAUCUAACCUCCCAUAAAAGCAUACAUACUGGAGAAAAACCCUCUAAAUGUUUAGAAUGUGGGAAGAGCUUUAAAAGAAGUAGUUACCUGAUAUGCCAUAGAAGGAUCCAUUCAAAUGAAAAACCUUACAAAUGUGUAGACUGUGGUAAAAGGUUCAAUAUGAAAAUUUCCCUUACUUACCAUAAAAGGAUACACACUGAUGAAAAACCCUUUAAAUGCAUAGAGUGUGGGAAGAGCUUCAGGACUAGUGGUUGCCUGAUAUGCCAUAGAAGGAUCCAUUCAGGGGAAAAACCCUAUAAAUGUGUAGACUGUGGAAAAAGCUUCAGUACAAGCAGUUAUUUUACUAAGCAUAAAUUGAUCCAUGCAGGAGAGAAACCCUUUAAAUGCAUAGAGUGUGGGAAGAGUUUUACUCAAAGUGGUGGCCUUAAUUCCCAUCAAAGGAUUCAUACGGGAGAGAAACCCUAUAAGUGUAUAGAGUGUGGAAAGAACUACAGAAGUAACCCUCAACUGACAUCCCACAAAAGAAUCCAUUCAGCUGAAAAACCUUUUAAAUGCACGGAGUGUGGAAAGCCCUUCAGGAGUAGCAGUUGCCUUGCUUCUCAUAAACGGAUCCACACAGGAGAAAAACCCUAUGAAUGCCUGGAGUGUGGAAAGCGCUUCAGUGUAAAGAGUUCUCUCACUUCUCAUAAACGGAUCCACACAGGAGAAAAACCCUUUAAAUGCCUAGAGUGUGGGAAGGGCUUCAGGCAAAGCUGCGACCUUGGUACCCAUAAACGGGUCCACACAGGAGAAAAACCCUUUAAAUGCUUGGAGUGUGGGAAGAGCUACAGAAACAGCAGUUACCUGAACGUCCAUAAACGGCUGCACACGGGAGAGAAGCCCUAUAUAUGCCUGGAGUGUGGAAAGAGCUUCGCUAUAAAGACUUCUCUUACUUCGCACGAAAGGAUCCACACAGGAGAGAAACCCUAUAAAUGUCUAGAGUGUGGGAAGAGCUUCAACCAAAGCAGUCAAUUUAGUUUCCAUAACAGGACCCAUACAGGGGAAAAACCUUAUAAGUGCACAGUCUGUGGAAAGACCUUCGCUGCCAGUGGCUAUCUGAUUUACCAUAAAAGGACUCACACUGGAGAGAAACCUUAUAAAUGCCUGGAAUGUGGAAAAGGCUUCAGUGAUAACCGUUCCCUUAUUUCUCAUAACAGGAUCCACACAGGGGAGAAAUAGUACACGUGCAAUGAAUCUGGGAAGAGUUAGAGUACAAGUCAGUCCCUUACCACAUUAAUACCUACACGCAGAAGAAAUUGUGCCAGUGCACGGAACGUGGGAAGAGUUUCAGAUUAAAAAGUCACCUUACUUCCCAUAAGAGGAUCCACACACAGGAGGGAAAUAGAAAUGUACAGAAUGUGGAAGGAGUUUUUGUGAAAGCAGGAUGCUUCUCAAGAAAGAACCCACAGAGGAAAAUAUCCUGUGGAAAGCAAUCAACUUAUUUACCACAUUAAUAUGAUCCAGAUCAGGACCACAUACACGGCAGUCUCCUUUAGGGAAUGAAAUGUCAUUAAUUUGUGAUAUGAAACCAUCUAAAGUUAGGGAGUAAAAAGAAUUACAUCUGUGGAAAAAUGUGGUAAAACAGUCUCUCUUUUUUCAGAGGAUCACUGCAGGAGCAACUGAAUAAAGGGAUUGAUUUUGGAAAGCUCCCAGGAUAGUGUUCUUAAUUCAAGAGACAUUACCUAUUCAAGUUAAGGUGUCACUCAAGAAAAUAUGUUAAAACAAUUGCCCCUCUCAUUACUCCAAAACUUCACAACCUCAGCUUGGUCAAGCUGCCUUAUUUAGGCAGAAUCGACGUCUGAAGUGAGUUUGGGAUCAGCCUCCAGGCUUUGUGAAGAGCUGGUGUAUGCAAGCAAAACAAAGCAAAGCAAGAAAGCAGGUGACCCAAAAACGAGCCGAGGGUCAAUACUAUUGACAUCAAUAACACAGUCAGUUAAAUCAAAGCACCAGAGGACAGGACAAGAAGUAACAGAUGGAAUCUACUUGAGGGGAGAGAAACAACCUGAAAUUAAAGAGAAACUUCCUAACGGCGAGGACAAGAUUUUCAAAUGCCACUUUACUGCCUCUAUUUCAUUUUGUGAUAUCAAGUUCAUCAGAAAGAUCAAUCGUACUUGACAUGUCAGGUUGCUAUGGUUUAGGAGAAAACUGUUACUAGCGUGAUUGUGACUUUGUACUUUUUAAUCCUAAUAUAUUUUUAAAAACAUACUUCCUGAUUAUUAAGAACCUUUCUCGUUUUCUAAUAAAUUA
This is a messenger RNA of Notechis scutatus (mainland tiger snake), 7183 nucleotides long. NCBI's taxonomy places the organism in Eukaryota, Metazoa, Chordata, Lepidosauria, Squamata, Elapidae. The record is from RefSeq and is a predicted model, not a curated record.